Molecule: messenger RNA, 1704 nt
Organism: Clarias gariepinus (North African catfish)
Lineage: Eukaryota; Metazoa; Chordata; Actinopteri; Siluriformes; Clariidae
Gene: hif1an
Product: hypoxia inducible factor 1 subunit alpha inhibitor
Exons: 8
Coding region: 220-1287 (355 amino acids)
Biological process (GO): negative regulation of Notch signaling pathway; peptidyl-aspartic acid hydroxylation
Cellular component (GO): nucleus; cytoplasm
Molecular function (GO): peptidyl-histidine dioxygenase activity; [protein]-asparagine 3-dioxygenase activity; ankyrin repeat binding
Source: RefSeq, a predicted model, not a curated record
CAGAAAACACAGCUCAGUCACUGUGGGGCCAAACAAACCCGAGCUGCUUACACAGCGCGCUGCUCCGAGCUCGUGCAGCCCGUCAGCAGAAAACAAAGCAGCGCCGAGCCGCACAGGGUUUUAUUUAUGUAUAUAAACCUCUUCGAAAGCUUUUAGCGCAUACCGGAAAAACGACGCGAGCUUGGCAGCGAGGACAAUCCCCCGGGCGGAGAGGCAGAGAUGGAGGAAACGGCAACAGUGGCUGAAGCUGAGCCGACAUCUAGCGACGCCGCUAACGCUUUCCUGGGGGUUCAAGAGUCGGGGUGGAAUGACUCUCAGCUUCGCAAGUACCCUUUCCAGACUAGACAGAUCCCGCGGCUUUCUCACACCGACCCCCGAGCAGAGAUCCUAAUUAAUAACGAGGAACCUGUCGUGUUAACGGAUACCAACUUGGUGCAUCCAGCACUUAAAUGGGACAUCAGCUAUUUGCAAGAGAACAUUGGAAAUGGGGACUUUUCUGUAUACAUUUCUGAAAACCACAGAUUCUUAUAUUAUGAUGAGAAGAAAAUGUCAAACUUUUCGAACUUUGUGCCAAAGUCACACAGAGUAGAGAUGAAGUUUUCAGAGUUUGUAGAAAGGAUGCGUCAAACAGAGGAGCUGGAUGGAAGACAGAGAGUGUACUUGCAGCAAACUCUUAAUGACACAGUUGGACGAAAAAUUGUUGUGGAUUUUCUGGGAUUCAAUUGGAACUGGAUCAACAAACAGCAAACUAAACGAAACUGGGGUCAACUAACAUCAAACCUGCUACUUAUAGGCAUGGAAGGUAAUGUGACACCAGCACAUUAUGAUGAGCAGCAGAAUUUCUUUGCACAAAUCAAAGGUUACAAAAGAUGUAUCCUUUUCCCACCUGACCAGUUUGAGUGUCUCUACCCGUACCCUGUUCAUCAUCCAUGUGACAGGCAGAGCCAGGUUGACUUUGAAAACCCUGAUUAUGAGAAAUUUCCCAAAUUUAAAAAUGCAUUUGGAUAUGAGGCUGUUGUUGGGCCAGGCGAUGUGCUGUACAUUCCUAUGUACUGGUGGCAUCACAUUGAGUCCCUAUUAAGUGGAGGAGUAACCAUCACCGUCAACUUCUGGUACAAGGGUGCACCCACUCCAAAGAGGAUAGAGUACCCACUGAAGGCCCAUCAGAAGGUGGCCAUUAUGAGAAACAUUGAAAAGAUGUUAGGAGAGGCCUUGGGGGACCCACAUGAGGUUGGUCCAUUGCUGAACAUGAUGAUCAAGGGGAGAUACGAGCAGGGUCCGAGUUAAUCAGCAGUUUACCUCCAGCGUGCCAUGUAUAGUAGUACAUAGGGAUGUGGAUGGACACGUGUUUGUAUGUUCAGAGCAUUCAAUUAACUGCAUGGCAGUAUUUUAGCUGCAUACAGUCUGCUUUGAAUAUCUCAAGCUGUUGUAUCUGCUAAUGGAAGGUACCACUAGAGAAAAUUUAUUUGCUCUGUCUUUUGCAUCCUCAUAAUGUGAUAUGUACUGAUUAGUUAUAUGAUGCAGUGUGGGAGAAAAUAAACAUCCAGAGCACUCAGACCCUUGCAGUAGCACCUAUUUUCAAAAAGCCGACAGUUUUAAGAGUGCUUUCAGCAAUCCUAAUUUGUGUUGCUAUACCAGCGGCAACAAUUUUACUGUAUACUGUAACUUUUGCAGGUUGUAAAGUUAUACAUUUGAGAAUCAGAA